This is a messenger RNA of Trichoplusia ni (cabbage looper), 1106 nucleotides long. RefSeq lists its product as uncharacterized. The transcript has a single exon. The record is from RefSeq and is a predicted model, not a curated record. NCBI's taxonomy places the organism in Eukaryota, Metazoa, Arthropoda, Insecta, Lepidoptera, Noctuidae. The coding region runs from base 61 to 708 and encodes 215 amino acids.
CUAAAAUCUCUCAGUCGAGCUCACCAUUGUGUCAACGUUGUACAAAAAACCGGCAAAAAAAUGAAAUUCAUAUACAUCGUCGGUAUAAUCAUACUUUUUGGAGAAACAGAGUGUUUUAUUGAAGACACUACGAGUUUCAAAAUCUUGGAGGAACAAAGGACACUCUUAAGAAAAUUGCAAAAUUUCCAAGACCCGAACCAUGAGAAACCUUUGACAUGGAACGAGAUCCUAGCCGACGUAUUAGUGAACAAAAUAAGAAUAUUUUCAUUCAACGAAAUAAACGAAAAUGAAAUAAAUGAGGAUUAUGACAGGAAUAUAAAGACGUCCAGCAUUAUAACGACUUGUUUCAGCCAAGUGAUGUUGUUCUACAAGAACUGUAUUUAUGAUAAAUUUAUGACUAAAGUCGUGAAGCCGGAGCCCUUUGAUUCUUCAACUACUGAAGAAGUUUAUACUAUCAUAAAUCCUGAUGAAAUUGAUCCGGAAGGUGACGUAGAGUUGAUUGAACCAAAGUAUCACGGAAAGCUAAGAGAUGAUGAGGCGAAUGAUGAAGAGGUUGCUAUCAAAGUGGAGUGUCCUGAAGGUGCAGUGAAGAAUAAGUUUGGGAACUGUGUGAAGGAACAUUCUAGACUGCUCAUCUCCAUCCCCAGCCAGUGCCCCCGCGGAUACAGACUAGACAGAUUAGGAAAUUGUAGAGUCGUGUUUUUUUAGACGAGACUUCCAUUUGUGACAGGAAACGUUGAUUUGUUUGUUUGCAGCUCAAAUGCUGUGUAUAUAGUAAGUAGGCGAAUUAAAUACUCUUUUUUUAUAAAAUGUAUAUAUUUGUUUGUGUAAGAUAAUGUCUUACCUUCGAUAAGCUAAUGUUUGUUGACGUGCUCAAGCUUGUUUACCAGGAUGUGAAAUUUGCGUCAGAAGUAAGAGUGUAAUUUGUUCUCACUGUAAGGUAUUACCAUUCUAUUUAUUAUGUUUAUGAAAUUAGUUGUAUAUGUUACAGUACAUGCAGUGGUGAUGACGAGUAACUAGCGUCUUUUCGUCAGAUAACUGAGUUUUAACCUUUAGUAGUUAUCUCGACGUCAAUCAUUUUGAUAUUAAACAAAUAGUCCUAUUUG